AGGUACCUCUACCUGCUACAUCAUGACUGCACUAAUUAUGCGGUAACGUGAUUAAUCGUGGCUUCAGGUCGUUUAGCAAUAUUAGUUUAUAUUUAUAUAUAUGCCGACAUUUCGACGUUUAGAUGUAGAGCUGGUAGCACUCCUACGAAAGAAAAUCCAACUAGACAUUAUUUUUUCUUCGGUCCCGGUGGCAUAUAAUUGAUAGUAGAGAGGCUGCAUUUUGCUGUUCGCUACGUGACGCUCCGAGAAAGUCAGAUAAAUCAUUUUGUACUUCUCCUCGCUCGAAGUCGAAAGUGUACUUGUUCAGGUUGUUCCUAGAUAGAACAACUGAAACAGAAUUGGCACGACUUUCACCUGAUUAUGGAUUGCAAAUAUGUCUGGUGUGUCCGCAAAUGUGCAACAGUUGCCACGCACAUUUUGCAUUACAACCCAUGAAUGACGUCUGUGAUGUAUGCCCUAGCAUCACAGAUUUUUUUUGAUGGAUGCUUGAUGCCUCUUCCGCAUGAGAAAUAACCUUAGAGCGUAAAAAAUGCAGCUGGGCUCCUCUUGCUGCUCCUGCAAUUCAGGGUCUUUCAGAAUCUAGAGGUAGCGCGACAAUUUGCACUGUUCCUGGCCCAGACACAUUUUCGAUGCAUACUUAUGGUAGAGGACAGCAAGCAAAAAGGGGCGGGGAACAAGAGGAUGAUAUGGAAGUAAGUGAUUUCAGUGCCUGCUGCCAGCCCCAACGAAAAUUCCAACAUGUCAUGCGGAUUUGCUAGACUCUGUCUCUGACUCCUCCUUUUUGUCAUGCAAAAAGCAAACCGAAUCUUUUCGUUUUCUUCCGAAUCCGAUUCCGAAACCAUCUAGCAGCGGCACUUAUGCGAUCCACUUACGCGAACCCGCGCGACGGAGUUGAUUUCUUGUUCUUUGCGCUAGGACAGCAGUCUAUGAGAUCACUUGCUCUCUCUCCAUAGAUUAGUGUCAACGACGUGGCGAGUGCGGCAGACCAAGAGCAAAUACCCGAGGAAAAAAUGUGCCCAUGUGAACUCUUGGUUCCGAACAAAAGGGAGAAAAACGACUAAACUGUAACUAUGCGAAAGUGAAAUAACAAAAUGAAGUGUACUAACUUGUGCUGGUGAUUUAUGCAAUCUAUCGUCACCGUCACUAGCGUCAACAGAGUUGGUGUGUAGAUUACGACUUUGGUGGUUUGCAGCUGUGCUGUCCUGUCCCAAAAGAGCUGAGCAACUGUCACGCGAACGCGAAAAAAGCACUUCACAAUAAAGUUGAAUAUCGUAUGCAGUGCUACUAUGUUUUUCUUCGAAACAGGGUGAACGCGCUGCAGAGCCAGAGUUUUUUCCUUGCAUAGCAGACUCCAG
Molecule: messenger RNA, 1355 nt
Organism: Amoebophrya sp. A120
Lineage: Eukaryota; Dinophyceae; Syndiniales; Amoebophryaceae
Source: the annotation of a GenBank genome assembly